CUUGAGCGCUGGCUAACACUCUUUUCGGUACCUCUUACGAACUAGCAAUUUUAUGACAUUUCGUCUUCGAUGGGUUUGUUUACUUCUUAAAAGAAGAUAGUUUUUUUUGUUAGAAAGUUGAAGUUUAUUAACGUCGACAUGCCGUUUGCCAUAAUAGAAACAAUCAACGCCAAAGGAAAUAGGGAACUUUCGGUAGUUCCCAACAGCUGGUUAAGAGGAUCACCAGGCGGCAGUAUUGUAUUGUGGCCCAACGUGAGCCCAGCAGAGCAGGAAAAAUACCUUUGUGAUGAAAAUAGCUGCCCCGACAGCUCGUGGUUGCGAUACGAAUGUACGGUCAAACGUAAUCUGAUUGGAUCCUACAACCAUGCCUUCAGCCUGAUGGACAGUUUGGGUGCAGAAGACGUACCCUCCAAGAAACCACGAUACGAGAGGAAAUCUCAAAAUUUCUUACAAGAACUUGUAUGUAACACCGGUUCUAGCUUGACUGAACAUAAUAAUAGCGCUACCCAAUCGAAAGCAGGAAGUGCCGGAGGUAAAUUUCCGGUUAUCACAGAGGCCUAUUCCACUUCUAAUAGUGAAACUGUUCAGCUUGUAUCUGACGAUGAAGCUGACCAUGUUGAAGCUGAGGAUCCCAUUCAGAAAUGUUUGGACAAAAUGGAUAUCAUCAUUGGCAUGCAGCAACAAAUUAAUCAACGAUUGGAUUUGUUGGAAAAACGGGUCACUGGAAUUUCCAGGCAAAAUUAUGGCAUUUUGGAGGCGACCAAACUGCAGGGAUGUCGAAUCAAAUCCGACAUCGAAGAAACAUUGUCAUUUAAUUUCAACCCUAUGGAAAGUGAUGAGGAGUUGGUUCAGCUGGAGAAAAACUUAGAGGAUAAGGAAUUCAAUGCAAAGUUGGUUAAAUGGCUCCGAUUAAAUGUAAUCGGAAGUUGUGCUGACGAUCGUAUGCUAAGUGUGCUGGAUUUGUUGUUCACUAAAAAGUUUCAAACGAUGUGUACUUGGACUGGAAUUAGCCGCAAGGGCCCAAAAACCGCUAUAUUGCCCAAGCGAAAUAUUUUGGAAAUCUUCCAAAUACUUGGUAGCGACGAAAAAGAAGUCGUUACUCAACGAGAGUUGGCAGACUUUUUCAUGAGGAAACUGAAAAACUCCUGGAAACGGUUGACCAUCACAGGAAUGCGUCGUAGUACGAGACAUGUGAGACGACGAAAACCGAUUCCAUUGCAGUCUGAUAAAGCUAACGUCAGUGAACCAGUCAGUUCAGUUAGUGAAGCAGAGCUUGAGGCUGACUUUACAUACGUCGAAGAUGACACCUCGGAUGUUCAGGACAGUGUGACGGUUUCUGAUAAUGACUUUGAUUCAUAUUUUACUGUUAAAGUCGAGCAAUAAAUAGUGCUAGAUUGGCACGACGGAAAGAGAGA
Molecule: messenger RNA, 1415 nt
Organism: Aedes aegypti (yellow fever mosquito)
Lineage: Eukaryota; Metazoa; Arthropoda; Insecta; Diptera; Culicidae
Exons: 3
Coding region: 139-1383 (414 amino acids)
Source: RefSeq, a predicted model, not a curated record